AUGGGGAGAACGAAGAACAAGCCAAGAAACAACUUAAAUACAGCCAUCAGCGAGACACACUCAACUGUGAAUUCUAAUAAAACUGAAUCGCUUCUAGCAAGUUUUGAUUUACCUACAGCGGAAUUUUUUGCAUUAGUCACUCAAAAUGUAGAUCGUCACCGUCUCAGGGUAUUUGACACGCAUACGGGUACAGUUAACAAUGAUUUUUCUUCGGAUAAAGAAGAUAAAUUCACCUGCUUGUCUUGGGGAAAAGUAUAUGACGAGGAUUUGAACGGCAAAGUUGACGCUCCUCCACCAAAAAAGAAAAAGAAACUAUCAUCACAAAUUCAACAAUUUAGUAAAGUUAUCGCUCUCGGAUUGCAGAAUGGUUCUAUUGCCAUUUACUCAAUUGCUCACGGAGACAUUGUAAAAACACUGAGCGGUUCACAUAAAUUACCGAUUAACAAUUUUAUUUUUUCUAAAAAUGGAAAAAAAGCUUAUUCUUGCGCUGAAGACACGUAUAUUGUUGAAUGGGAUUUUGAAAAGGGGGAUAUAAUUAGUAAAUGGAAAGUUGACGCCCAAACGACUAAAUAUAUUAUUGCGCUUUCGCAUGAUGAGACCAAAUUGUUAUCCGCAGGACAUACCAUCAAAUUGUGGGAUUUGCGAUCAAAACAGGUUCUCAAGAGCUUCACUGGACAUGUGAGCAUAAUAACUAAUAUUAUGUUCUCAUCUAGCGAUGGUAUCUGUGUGUCGACUGCAGAACACGAUAGAUUCAUAAAUAUUUGGCAAUGUAAAGGAAAUGAACCACAAGGCGUUGGUUUUGCUGCACUCACUCUGGAUGAGGACACAAAAGGUCUUUCGAUAUCUAAAUUUAACGCCAUUCUGGCAAUUUCUGAAACGGGUAUCAUAAAUAUUUUCAGAGAUGUGAAUUCCCAUUCUCCCGUGCAGUUAAAUAAAAAGAAAAAACGAUUUACAACACAAACGCCAGAUUGUAUAGUUAAGGUUCUAAAUGAAAAUGAUAACACAGUAAUACCAAUUCUUUCUGCAUGUUUUUUGGACGAAAAUGAAAAUGAAGAAAGUGGAUUUAUAAUGGUCGCCAGAGGGAGUACAGUAAAACCUAUUUUUGAAAAAGUGCGGUUCAUCAAUGAAGAAAGUGGAGAGUUCUUACAAAAUGUGACAUUAAUGCGCCAUCCAUCAACUGGUUUCUUAGUAGAUGAAUCAAGUUUGGCAGCUAAAAAUUUGGCGGCUACACAAAAAUCAUAUGAUGAGUCAAAAGCCAACGUGCUAAGUAGUUCAAAUUACGAAAUACCAAAACCACCCGCAGAAAUUGACAAACCCACUCAAGAUUCAUCGACUCAAAAUUCGCUGAACCAAGAUUCAUCGACUCAGGAAGAAACAUUAGAAACAAGAUUGAAUGAACUUGAUUUGAUGAGUGUGGAAUCUGAAACCUCUCAAAAGUCAUCGCACACACCAAAGUUUAAAACACUCCAAGGAAAUUCCAUGCAGCAGAUGUUAGUUCAAGCAUUACACUCAAAUGAUGAUCAUCUAUUUAAUUUAGUUUUGGAACAAACAAACCCAGAUAUUGUUAGCAACACUGUUAGAAAAUUACCUACAAAGUAUAUAAUACCUUUCUUGGAAAAGGUGAUCACAAGGUUUUAUGAAAAACCUAAAUCCGUAAUGAAUAUGUUACAAUGGAUAAAGGCUGUACCUGAUUUAACUCAGAAACUUUCGGAUUUUUAUCAAGCAUUGGAUUCUCGAUCGGCUGUAUUUCAAAAAUUGUUGAAUUUUCAAGGACGUCUAGAUUUAAUAAUGCAACAAAUAGCGAUGCGGAAAACUCAAGGAGCUGUAACAACAAACGGAUCUGAAACCGUUUAUGUCGAAAGCAGUAGUGAUGAUAACAUUAGUGAAGACGGUCUUGAUAUAAUGGAUCAUACAAAUGAAUCAGCUAGUGAAGGAUCGUCCGAUUCUGAUGAU
This is a messenger RNA of Dentiscutata erythropus, 1953 nucleotides long. NCBI's taxonomy places the organism in Eukaryota, Fungi, Glomeromycota, Glomeromycetes, Diversisporales, Gigasporaceae. The record is from the annotation of a GenBank genome assembly.